Molecule: messenger RNA, 1369 nt
Organism: Mercenaria mercenaria
Lineage: Eukaryota; Metazoa; Mollusca; Bivalvia; Venerida; Veneridae
Exons: 8
Coding region: 218-1261 (347 amino acids)
Molecular function (GO): CoA-ligase activity
Source: RefSeq, a predicted model, not a curated record
UAAUAUAAAAGGAGUGGUAAAAGAGUGCAAAACUAAAUUUGUUUUGACGGUCCCAGAGCAUUUGUCCAAAGUGGAAGAGGCCCUGGCAGGUACUAGUGUAAAGGUGAUUGUAUUUGGAGAGGCUAAAGGCCAUGUGACGUUUCAGUCCCUUAUUGACUCCAGUGAUGGAAGAUACACAACCCCGGCUGGUGACCCUAAAAAGGAUAUUGUGGCCCUUAUGUCGUCCUCUGGUACUACUGGGUUUCCAAAAGCCGUCAUGAUCACACACUUUGCUAUUAUAGCAAACUCACUGCAGCAACUAUCCGUAGGCUUAGCAACACCAGAAGACUGUUACAUCAUGUUUCUACCACUGUUCCAUGUGUACGGGUUGUACCUCGUCACGUUACUCUGUCACGUGAUUGGAGCAAAAAUUGUCAUCAUGUCACGAUUCCAGCCGGACGAGUAUUUAAGACUUAUACAAAAACAUAAGCCGAACAUGCUUCAGGUUGUGCCGCCGGUAAUGGUAAUGUUUUCCAAAUACCCGAGAGUAUCCGAAUACGACUUGUCGUCCAUUAAAACUGUUAUUUGCGGAGCUGCACCGCUAAGUCAGGAAAUUGAAGAGGUUGUAAAAACAAAGCUUAAACUUCCUUGUGUAAUACAAGGUUAUGGAAUGACUGAAGUCGGUGUUACACACGCGAAUGGAAGGGAAGACUUUAGAUAUAAAUCUGUGGGGAAAAUUUUACCCUUAGUUGAAAUGAAGAUAGUUGAUGUAGAAACCGGAAAGACAUGUGGCUUGAACGAGGAGGGUGAAAUUUGGAUCAAGGGUCCUCAAAUUAGUCUUGGCUACCUUAAUUUACCUGAGGAGAACAAAAGGUUUUUCACUGAUGAUGGAUGGGCUCGAACAGGUGACAUUGGUAAGGAAGAUGAUGAUGGGUACUUGUUCGUUGUUGACAGGCUGAAAGAGUUGAUCAAAUAUAAGGGGCUUCAAGUUGCCCCUGCUACACUAGAGGAUAUAUUGCUAACACAUGACGCUAUAGCCGACGUCGGUGUGAUAGGAGUUCCGGAUGAAGACGCGGGAGAACUGCCAAGAGCUUAUGUCGUGAAAAAGGCGGGAAAGAAAAUAACGGAAGCAGAAAUUAUUCGAUAUGUUGACAGUAAGGUUUCACCUCACAUGAAGCUUAGAGGUGGUGUAGAGUUUGUCAGUGAAAUACCAAGAACCCUAUCGGGGAAAAUUCUCCGUAAAACUUUGAGACUGAAAGCAAAAGCUUUGUCAAAACUUUGAAACUAAGGCGAAAGUUUUGUUAAAACUUUGAAAAUUAAACCGGAAGUUUGGUCAAAACUUUAAGACAAAUUUAAAAUCUUUAAUAAAACUUCGAAUAUGAAUAAAAAA